Messenger RNA from Columba livia (rock pigeon), 2150 nucleotides. It is a transcript of the gene KYNU, whose product is annotated as kynureninase. Lineage: Eukaryota; Metazoa; Chordata; Aves; Columbiformes; Columbidae. Gene Ontology annotation, biological process: NAD+ biosynthetic process. Gene Ontology annotation, cellular component: cytoplasm. The record is from RefSeq and is a predicted model, not a curated record. The transcript has 14 exons. Gene Ontology annotation, molecular function: kynureninase activity; pyridoxal phosphate binding. The coding region runs from base 364 to 1788 and encodes 474 amino acids.
UGUUGAUGGGGUGGAAAGAAAACAAAACUGAUAAGAAAGUUGGUGUAGCAAGCUCAGCAGAAUAAAGAGGAAGGUUUUAUGCUGUUGUUUACCAAGCCGUUGCUGUUGGGCCUGGGGUGAAAUGCAUCAUGUCAUGGUGAGGUGCAGAUGGCAUGCUUUAAAAAAAUAGCUGUGGGGCUAGCCUUGUAAAUACAGCCAGGCUGGAUUUUCCAAAGCAGCUGUGUGCUGAGCAGGGCUCUGCUGCAGGUGCAGUGUGUGCUGCUUGGCCUUGCUCCUCCUUUUCAGGAUGUAGAAACCCCAGGGUUUUCCUGCUCGAGGGUCUUCUAAGCCAUCUCAUCCUGGGUGAAAUUGAACGACUUGAAAAUGGAUCCAUCUUCUCCUGUGUUACCAGCAAACAUUUUAGAACAAACUGCCUUGCGGCUAGGAUGCAGUCCCACAGACAAGGAACUUGCUUUUCACUUAGAUGAAGAAGAUGAGUUAAAACAUCUUCGUCAAUGUUUCUUUAUCCCAAAAGUCAAGGAUCUGCCUCCAACUGAUCUGAGCCUGGCAAAUGGAGAGGAAAGCUGCAUAUACUUCAUUGGGAAUUCUCUUGGGCUCCAGCCAAGAAAAGUUAAAACUUACUUGGAUGAAGAACUGGACAAAUGGGCUCGAACAGGUGUCCAUGGCCAUUUCAAUGGUCAGCGCCCAUGGGCUUUGGCAGACGAGUGCCUCGUGGACCUGAUGGCUAAGCUGGUUGGGGCUCAAAGGCAUGAAGUAGCUUUAAUGAAUGGGCUAACUGUUAACUUGCAUCUCCUGAUGUUAUCUUUCUUUAAGCCUACUCCAAGACGCUAUAAAAUUCUUCUAGAAGCCAGAGCCUUUCCCUCUGACCAUUAUGCAGUUGAGUCCCAACUUCGACUUCACGGACUCGACGUGGAGAAAUCCAUGCUCAUGAUACAGCCACGGGAGGGGGAGGAGACCUUGAGGAUUGAAGAUAUCCUUGCUGUAAUUGAGAAGGAAGGGGACUCUGUUGCUGUCAUUCUGUUCAGUGGGGUGCAGUACUACACGGGGCAGUUGUUUGACAUCCCUAGAAUAACAAAGGCUGGCCAAGAAAAGGGUUGCUUUGUUGGAUUUGACUUGGCUCAUGCUGUUGGGAAUGUAGAGCUUCAUUUGCAUGACUGGGGAGUAGAUUUUGCCUGCUGGUGCUCCUACAAGUAUUUAAAUUCUGGAGCAGGAGGCCUAGCUGCUGCCUACAUUCAUGAGAAGCAUUCCCAGAGUAUUAAACCAGCGCUAAUUGGCUGGUGGGGUCAUGAAUUCAAAACACGAUUCCUCAUGGACAACAAAUUACAACUAAGUAAAGGAAUUAAUGGAUUUCGGUUAUCGAAUCCUCCGAUUUUACUGGUCUGUGCUCUGCAAGCUAGUUUAGAGGUUUUUGGUCAAACGACAAUGAAAGCAUUGAGGAGGAAAUCUAUUCUACUCACUGGUUACUUGGAAUACCUGAUAAAACAUUACUUCAGUGAGGACAAAACAAAUCCAGAGAAGCCCUUUGUAAAAAUAAUCACGCCGUCUCAGAUUGAGGAGAGAGGAUGCCAACUCACACUGUCUUUUUCCCUUCCGAUCAAAUUUGUGUUUGAAGAGCUGGAGAAGAGAGGGGUAGCUUGUGACAUGCGAGAACCAAAUGCUCUUCGUGUUGCCCCAGUUCCUCUCUACAAUUCUUUCCGUGAUGUGCACAGAUUUAUUGAAAUCCUGGGAUCUGCAAUUACAUCUUCAAAACAAACAGCAAACAAUACUGCGCUAUCUGCUUCUUAUUGAUGGCUCAGCUGUAUCUUUUAAUCUAUUCCUGACUAAGAUACAUUUAUCCUGCCGAGCGAUUCUUUGCUUCAAGUAGACUGAGCUAUAUCCCAUGCAAUUUGCAAAAAAAUGACUGUGCUUGAAUAGUUAUUUACAACAGACAUAGUUUUAUUAAAGCUCAUAUUUUCACUCUGCUUUGACUUUGACUUCAUGAAUUAGUAUGCUUUGUAUAUUUUAAUGGGGCUUUUCUUAAACAUUUUAUGUAGUUUUAUUGCAUUAGCUUUCAGAAGCAUGGAAGAAUUGCUGUCAACUAGAACAGGAAUGAAAAAAAUAUCCCUUCUUUAUUAUAAAAAUGAUGCAUAAUAAAAGUGGAAAAUAGACAA